UCAGGUGCAAGAAGCUCUACAAGAGGCCUAUGGCGAUGAGAUCCCUUGUCAUUUAGAGGAGAUCGCAUCUCAAUUGGGCGUGAAGCGAUUGUCGAGGCUGCAUGGUCAAGCUAGGAGCUACUCAGGCAACCAUUUCAAGGUUGCUCGGUCUCCUCGGAUGCGCAGCGAGUCACCGCCCCGCCGAUGCGGUGCUGGGCGGCUUUACAACGAAGGCACGUCAUUGAAACAGAGGAGGAAGGCAUUUAUGGAGGAGGUGAUGAACUUGGAGCAAGCAGCCUUGCGGCAAAAAGCUAAAGAGCUCAUGCAUCAGAGCAGUCAUUUGUACCAACAACGAGAGCUGCUCGGCAAAUUUGCCAAAUUUGGAAGACCGGCGAUAAGCAAGGAGCGACGCACGUCGACCGAGCGCCGCUAUCCGGGCCGGCUCUGCGGCCCACCGAGCGAAAGCCCGAGCCCACGGAGUCCACGGAGUCCGAGUAGUUCGAGGUGUCCAAAGUGUUCAGAGCCAGAGGUGAAAGACGACUCCUCGCAGACGACUCAGGCUUCUUCUGCUUCUUUGCCAUUGGAGACAACUGAGCUGGAAUUGCUGAAGAAGCAACUGGGUUUGCUUUCGAUGGGUGCAGAGAUGUUGCGGCGGAGACUUGAAGAGGCUCAGCGGGCGCAAGAGCGGGCCCUUUCCGAGCGGGCGCAAGAAGUAUACAGUACGGCUUUCGGCGACGGCUCGGGACGGUCCAAGUGCGGAGCCGGACCAUGCGGACGAAGGAGCUCCAGAUCCGUCACCGAGGUCUCCUUGUCGACGUCCUGGUGGAGUUCAGGCUGUGCAAAGUGCCUCUUCGCUGCUGCCGCGGCAAGGCGAAGAGCCUCGAACUGCAAUCAGGC
Durusdinium trenchii is the source of this 876-nucleotide messenger RNA. The record is from the annotation of a GenBank genome assembly. Lineage: Eukaryota; Dinophyceae; Suessiales; Symbiodiniaceae.